GUGAGUCAUAGUGUUGACAAACGUAGAAAAUGAACCGAGUCCGAUUGAAAAGGAAAUAUAUUCUUCCGGGUACUGAUCAAACGGAUAUUCCAAAAAGAACAAGACGAUUAUGGAAAAAAAGGAAAGAAAUGAGAGAGACCAAGAUUAAUCCGCCAAACCAGGAUCUGCCAAGAGCUCAUGCCAUUUCUGAUGCCUGCCAUGUAAGUGAACCAUCUUCAGAAAGACUAUCAGGAACUACAGAAGAGGUAACUGAUGAUGAUUCUGAACCUUGGGUUCCUCUCAGUGGACAACAAAGUGUAUCAGGAGCAGAAGACUCUAACCUGAAUGAAAAUUCCUCUCACUAUGACUUUGACAAUGGCUCUGAAGAUGCACAUGACAUCAUCAUUGCAGUAACUGAUGAUGAUUCUGAACCAUGGGUUCCUCUCAGUGGACAACAAAGUGUAUCAGGAGCAGAAGACUCUAACCUGAAUGAAAAUUCCUCUCACUAUGACUUUGACAAUGGCUCUUUAGAUGCACAUGACAUCAGCCACAUUGCAGUAACUGAUGAUGAUUCUGAACCAUGGAAUCCUCUUAGUGGACAGAAAAGUGUAUCAGGAGGAGCCGAAGUCUGUAACCUAAAUGAGAAUUCCUCUCACUACUACUCUGACAAUGGCCCUGAAGAUGCACAUGAUGUCACUCCUGUUGUUGUAACUGAUGAUGAUUCUGAACCUUGGGUUCCUCUCAGUGGACAACAAAGUGUAUCAGGAGGAGCUGAAGUCUGUGUAAGUAAUCCCUAACCCAUUGUACAUCUUUUAGGAUUAAAACUUACUUACUGAGCAAACUCUGCCAUUCUCUCCUAUCAAACAUGAAGCAAAGUGCUACACCUAUUUUAAAUAACUUAAAAUCUUUAU
Molecule: messenger RNA, 890 nt
Organism: Epinephelus fuscoguttatus (brown-marbled grouper)
Lineage: Eukaryota; Metazoa; Chordata; Actinopteri; Perciformes; Serranidae
Exons: 10
Coding region: 30-776 (248 amino acids)
Source: RefSeq, a predicted model, not a curated record